AUGAAUAAUAAAAGUUUUAUUUCCAAUCAAACGAUUUGUCUACUCUGUGGUUUUAAACCUUUGGUAGUAAAGAAGUUUAUAAUAGAGAGACAUUUCAGAACUCGUCAUUUGCUCGAAUAUUCCAAUUAUUCAAAUACCGAAAAAUUGAACAUAAUCGAAGGAUUAAAGCUGGUUUACCAAGAAGGUGCACUACCACCUUCUAUCAAUUCUUCUUCUCAAAAAUCUGUAUUAGCUUCUUAUGCCAUUUCUUUACUUAUAGCACAGAAUGCAAAACCAUUUAGUGAAGGUGUUUUUGUGAAGAAUUGUAUUAUCGAAGCGGUAAAAGCUUUCGGUAAUUCUUUAACACUUGAGGAAGCAAUGAGCAUUCCCCUUAGUUCAAAAACGAACGAUUUCUCAUGUGUCGAAGAACUGUUAGAUUUCGUCCCUUUACAUGGCACAACAACGGGACUUGAUAUAUUUUUAGCAGUUCAAAAAUCACUUGAAAAAUUUGGUGUAGAUCUUAAUAAAUGUUCUUCGAUUACAACUGAUGGCGCAAGAAAUAUGACGGGUUUGAAGAUAGGAUUCGCAGGUCAAUUAAAGCAGCGAAACAGUAACAUUCCUGUUAUACACUGUAUAAUUCAUCAGGAAGCAUUAAGUGGCAAAGUUGUACAAUUAUCAACAACUAUGGCCACUGUGUCUAAAAUAAUAAACCUAAUUAAAGGUGGACACAAAUUCCUGACUCAUAGGAAAUUUCAAUUAUUUCUGCAGGAACAUAAUGCUGUUCACACAGAUGUUCCGCUCGAUUGCCCAGUACGUUGGCUUAGUGCUGCAAAAUGUUUGGAAACAUUUUUUGCGAUAAGAAAAGAGAUUUUACUUUUUUUACAAGAGGGAAACAACCCACAAUAUCAGGAAUACAUAUUUCAUUUGGAAGAUAUUACAUUUCUUUCCGAACUUGCCUUUAUUACAGAUAUAACUAAUCAACUUAGGCUUCUCAAUUUAAAGUUACAAAGAACAAAUCAAAGUAUUUCGCAAUUAGUUAGUCAUGUUGAUCCUUUCCGAAGAAAAUUACAGUUAUUGAAAUCUCAUUUAAAUAAUGAUGUUUUUCGUUUUUCUCCGUCAUGCGAGAUUCUUCUCAAAGAAUACGGCAAUAGCUGCAAUUUUAAGGAAUAUAUUCAUUUCGUAGAUUGUCUCAUAGAAGAAUUCGAUACACGUUUUAUUUGCUUCGAAAAACUUAGAACCGAAUUAAUUCUUUUCGAGAAUCCCCUUACAGCGCCAAUCGAAGAACAGCAUCUUGACUUGCAGGAUGAAUUAUGCGAUUUACAAUGUGACAUUUCUCUUAAAAUGGUUAAAGAAACCGGUCCUGAUUUUUAUAAAAUAUUGUCACAAACAUCAUACCCUAAGCUUCGUGAUUUUGGACUUAGAAUUUUUUCAAUGUUUGGAUCCACAUAUUUGUGUGAAACUUCAUUUUCACAAAUGAAAUUUAUAAAAAAUGAAAAACGUUCUUCAUUAAGCGAUGAUUCUUUACCGCGUCUUAUGCGGCUUGCUACGUGCAAUAUGCAAAUAGAUAUUUCUAAUGUUCCUCCUAAAAAGUCCCAAAAGCUCUUAUAA
Messenger RNA from Osmia bicornis bicornis, 1587 nucleotides. RefSeq names its product general transcription factor II-I repeat domain-containing protein 2B-like. NCBI's taxonomy places the organism in Eukaryota, Metazoa, Arthropoda, Insecta, Hymenoptera, Megachilidae. The coding region runs from base 1 to 1587 and encodes 528 amino acids. The transcript has 3 exons. The record is from RefSeq and is a predicted model, not a curated record.